Messenger RNA from Puntigrus tetrazona (Sumatra barb), 1753 nucleotides. RefSeq names its product caspase recruitment domain family, member 19 (gene card19). Lineage: Eukaryota; Metazoa; Chordata; Actinopteri; Cypriniformes; Cyprinidae. The coding region runs from base 115 to 654 and encodes 179 amino acids. The transcript has 6 exons. The record is from RefSeq and is a predicted model, not a curated record. Gene Ontology annotation, cellular component: mitochondrion.
UGACUUUUCCCUCAUUUUGGUCGGAACUUCCGGUAAUUCUCACCGAGGUCCCCGCCCCUCCACAUACAAUGCAAUGGGCGUUUCCAAACAAAAGACAGCAGAGGGCACUUCAAAAUGGGAGAGAGCUUCUACGAACAGCUGCGAAUAGACAGCCGCUUCCUGAAAACAGAUCAGCGACUGGAUACAGAACUGGUGGAUAAACUCAUCCUGCAGCUCAACAGAAUCUACCCGCAGAUCCUGAAUGACAAGGAGGCCUCCAAGUUCAGGGAUUUGGAUGUGCCCACCUGUAUCAGGCUGGCGGAGCUGCUGAAUCAUCUACAGGAGAAAGGAGAGGAGGCAUGUCGAGAGUUUUACCGAGCUCUGCACCUCCACGUGGAGGACGUUUAUUUCAGUUUACCCACACGCCUCCGACUCAGAGAGUCUGGUGAACCAGUCGGCCCAAUCCCAAAUCCCAAGGACAGAUAUGUAAUGAAUGACCACAGUCCGUUUUUCUUCCUUAGUUGUUUCAGUGUGGCUGUAGGAGCAGCUCUGCUAUAUUACUACGGUGAGUCCAAGCAGGUGUCAGGCUCCAGCAGCGCUCUGGGUCUGGCUGCGAUGGGUCUGAGCAGGAAAGUGAGGGACGUUCUCAUCUGGUACACAGACGAUGGAAAGUGACGGCUUUCGUGCUGCCUUCAAAAAGAAUUGAGACAUGGCAAUUGAUUCUGAAAACUCCGUUGCCCUUGUCAAAAAAUAUUUAAAUUCAGGUUUUUAAAAAGAUGUACAUACUAUGUAUACAGAGAGAUUGUUGUUCAGCAUUAGAACGGUCGAAUGUCCAAAGAUUGAACUUUUGGGUUUCAUGGGUAAAGGCCAUUGCACACGUAGUCAUUUACAUUUUUUAUCCGUCAUCCUUUUCAUCAAAAUGCAUGUUACGGAUGUGAAAAUGCAGAAAAAUCGAACCUGGCUUUUUAAUUUUUUAAGACGGACGAAAGUUUGUAAACAUGAUUGAAUGGUUCAAUUAACUAGAAAUGGUGUGAAAUGACCUUUAAUCUAGAAUCUCUUAGUUACGAUUUUAAAUAUAACGAUAUAACGGUUUAUAUAACUGCUUAACAAUUUUGAUCAAACAUUACAGUCAUUGAAAUAAUAGCCAUUUAUACAUAAGGGCAGGAACUCAGAAAAGUUGGAUAGGAACCAAACUUGCUGCUUGCACUUAAGUAUUCAGUUAGAGUUGCUGAGAAGUUGUUUUUUGUGUAUUUGUUUUAUUGUACUUUAAUAUAGACGUCAAACUCAUUAUUUAUAGUCCGUAUCCUUCCAUUCUUACAGACUUGGGACUUGCCUAGAGAUUAUUGUAGUAAAAUGUUGGCACAGAUUAUAAUUCACUACGCCGUUUAGUACAUGCAGAACUGGGUAAACUUGACAAAUCAAAUAGAUCAACAUGUCAGAAUAUUUUUACAAAUAUUACAGGUAACCUUAAAGUCCAGUACCUUGGAGUAUUAGGAGCUUGUUACUUUGUAAUACCUUUUUUGUGGACUAAGAUUUCAACAAAUAUAUGUUUAUAUUGUUUGUUUACUUUUAUACUAGCAGCAUGUUUGUACUGGUUUGUGUACUAAUAAUUAAUAUUGUCAAUUUUACUCGUGGCCUUGUUUCUGCAGUGCAAUUAUAAAUGUUUUGUAAAACUUUUGGCCUGGAAACCUUUGCUGAUGGAGUAGUUAACUGAGAAAAUAGAUAUUUUUGGUGGUUGAAAAAUGAUUGGGCUAAAUAAAACUGUGGAACUGUU